AUGGCGGGCCGUAUCAUCUUCUCCGGAUUGCUGACCGCAUCUCUUGCGUCUAUCUCCGCCUUGGCCGCUCCGGUUGUUAAGAGAAAUCCCUACAACUUUGUUCUCAAAAACCCCUACAGCGAUACAAUCUUCGAGCUAGGGAAUGUCUCAUACCUGGCAAAUACCAAGUAUCCGAAGGCGAGUGCUGGUUGCGCAGUUGCCGGCACAUCUACGUCAAUUCCGAUCACCGUCAUCAAAACCAACGAGACCACUAUCACAGAGGAUGUCCUGACGAGCAUCGUAUCGUCGUACCUCGAGGGUGACGACGUCUUCAGUCAUGACUUCCUGGACGGGCUGUAUCUCUCGUCUAGCGUCAAGUCGACCUUGGAUGCUUCUGCCAUGGAAUAUCUAGCAACCUUCAACACGAGCAUGCUUUUCGUGGACUCUACGGUGACUGCAGACGCCUCAGCGAAUAAUGUCGUACUCCAAGCGCCCGUUGAGAUCCCCGCUGGCCCAUACCUCGCAUCUGUGGAAGACGGCUCUGUAAGCUUUGCGACUGUGUACCGACUUUACCCAGAUACUUACAGGACGUUCCUCUUCGGCGCCUACGAUGCGAAUGAUGGAGAAGACAACUACAACCCGCUUGGCGUUUUCCUGCCCAAAUUCUGGGAUCCUAUGAUUCCUGUUCCUUCACGCAUUUACUACUGGGAUGACGACAGACCCCUCGCAGGCGAGCGUGUCGCGAUCAAGGACUUGUACGACCUCAAGGGUCUACAAACCUCUGGCGGCAGUCAAGCAUGGGCUUAUAUCACGCCUAUCUCAAACGGCACAGCACCUUCAGUACAGCAGAUUCUCGAUCUCGGAGGUGUCGUAGUCGGCAAACAGAAGCUCGCUCAAUUUGCUUCUGGUGCUAACCCUUGGGAAUGGCAAGAUGAGCACUACCCAUUCAACCCGAGAGGAGAUGGAUGGCUCACGUGCUCAGCUUCUUCAUCCGGUGGUGGCUGCUCCAUUGCCGCGUACGACUGGCUAGAUUACGCCAUUGGGAGCGAUACGGGUUCUUCCAUGAGACGGCCAGCCGCGGUAGCGGGCGUAUACGGCCAACGACCCAGCCAGGGCAUGAUAUCCCUCGAAAGAGUCAUUCCCCUAGGAGCCGCAACCGACACCGCCGGCGUCUUCUCCCGCGACCCUUACAAAUGGAUCAAGUUUGCAAAAUCCUGGUACACACCCUCCCUCUACCAAGACGCGUCGAUAACUGGACUGUCUCCCCUCUCCGUUCCAGACACCAACGCAUUUCCCAAAACAAUCUUAUACCCCACCGACUACCUACCUCUCAACAACUCCGCCGCAGAACCCAUCCUCCAAGACUUCAUAGUAAACAUGUCUCGAAUCUUCAACAUGACAGUCAAAGAGUUCAACUUCACCGCCACCGUACAAAACUUCUCCGACCCCAUCGCUAGCAACUUUACAACCAUGAACGCCGCCACCAGCGUGAUAAACACAUGGUCCGCGUGGACCGUCGUCGGAAAACCCCUGCUAACAGCUUGGGCCGCCCUCUUCGACGGCCGCUUCCCUCCCAUCGAUCCCGCACGGAGACCGGGAUGGGCAAACUUCAAUGAAAGCCGUACAAAUCAGACAACUUACGACGCGGCCCUCGUCACCAAGAACACAGCUGUAGAAUGGUACGAGCGCGAAUUGCAAUACUCGACCCCAGAGUCUUGCUCCGAGUCGGUUAUGCUCUACGACAUUGGCACAGGCGGUCUCCCUUCGUUUCGCGAAAAGGAACUCAAUGACUCGCCGGAUGCGUCGUAUCUAGCUGUUACGCCGCCAACGGCGAAGAUAACGGGUGCGGGUAUCUGUCCGAUUUUUGGGUGUGCGGAUUUUACGGUGCCGAUUGGGCAGGUGGCGUAUCAGAGUAAUGUUACGUUCCAUGAGGAAAUGGUUCCUGUGACGAUCAAUCUUGUGGUGAAGCGGGGGUGUGAUUUUGUGCUUUACAACAUGAUUGAGAGGUUGGCUGAUGAAGGGGUGUUGAAGAGUGUUAAGACAGGGAGAACGGCAUUUUGA
Alternaria burnsii is the source of this 2040-nucleotide messenger RNA. Its product is annotated as amidase family protein. The record is from RefSeq and is a predicted model, not a curated record. NCBI's taxonomy places the organism in Eukaryota, Fungi, Ascomycota, Dothideomycetes, Pleosporales, Pleosporaceae. The transcript has a single exon. Bases 1 to 2040 code for a protein of 679 amino acids.